AGUGGAUCUCUUCCGUCCCCUCCAUACCCGGGUUUUGAGCAAUAUAAAUACACAACAGCAUAGCAUGUAUAGCCAUGCAAAAAGAGAAUAUAAGUGACAACAUAUAUAUACACUACAAUAGUAGUUUCCAUUAAUCAGCAUGAAGGCCAUUUUCAUUGCAUUCUUACUUUUGGCUUCCAUGGCCUUCCUACCCUCUUCAACUCUAGCAGCUCGUGAAAUCAAAGGAGAGAAAGCAGCAAGACAUGCAGCAGUAACAGCUCCUACUAAUAACCCUAAUAAACCUUCUGUUAACUGUCCCCCUAGUUCGCCUUACAGAGAGUGCCUCAAACCGCGGCCGCCGCCAGCGCCAAAAUGUUCAGACUACACUCGUCGCUGCCCACCAUGAUGAUGCAUAUCUAUGAAGGCAAAUAAAUUGGAGUGAAUAAAGAAGAAGCUUUCCUUGUUAAUUAGUCUAUAAAUAGUGAUAUGUGAGUAAUAAAACUCUCUUCAUGAUGAGUUUUAUGUGUGUCUUAAUAUUGUUAAUCAUCUCUCUAUAUAUGUAUUUUGCUGUCAAUGUAUGUCACAUUUCACAAUGUGGUAGAAAAUUACAUAAGAAGAAGAAAAUUCUUCACACAAUGAAUCAACCCCAUUUAUUAGGGGCAUAUGUGUAUCUAACAGAAAGAAUGAUUCUGAAUAUGUGUAUUUUUAUAUGAAGAGAA
Molecule: messenger RNA, 698 nt
Organism: Arachis stenosperma
Lineage: Eukaryota; Viridiplantae; Streptophyta; Magnoliopsida; Fabales; Fabaceae
Exons: 2
Coding region: 140-385 (81 amino acids)
Source: RefSeq, a predicted model, not a curated record